Molecule: messenger RNA, 1791 nt
Organism: Musa acuminata AAA Group (dessert banana)
Lineage: Eukaryota; Viridiplantae; Streptophyta; Magnoliopsida; Zingiberales; Musaceae
Product: probable E3 ubiquitin-protein ligase RHC1A
Exons: 2
Coding region: 161-1087 (308 amino acids)
Biological process (GO): protein ubiquitination
Cellular component (GO): cytoplasm
Molecular function (GO): ubiquitin protein ligase activity
Source: RefSeq, a predicted model, not a curated record
CAUGGCAGAAUCGCUUCCUGCAUAUCCGUAAGCUAUCCUUUUCCAUCCCUCCCAUGCCUUCUCAACUCCAUAUAUAAAUCCAUCCUCCAUCACCUCCCUUUCUUCCACACACCGCCUUCUCUUUAGCCAAAUAAGAAGCAAACAGCACUGCCGCGACUCCAUGUCUCUGCGCCCCUCGGCUCCCAGGACCUGCCGCCUCUUCUGGUGCUACCAGUGUCACCGCGCCGUCCGCAUCAUCUGCUCCCCGGCCGCCGACGUCCUCUGCCCCCGCUGCUACGGCCGCUUCCUGCACGAGAUCGACUUGCCCCGCCCCCGCCUCGUUGUCGAGCUCACCCCCGUCCGCCCCCUCCGCGACCACCCUCUCUUCCCCCCGCCCGCAUGGCGCCGCUACGCCGAGCUCGACCGCGUCCGGCAGCUGGACUCCGACGACGGCCACCGCAACCCCUCCGGUUCUUGGAUCGUCUUCAGGAGGACCACGGAUGACCGCCCCGUCGACCCUGGCCCUCGGCGUCCCCUGACCCCCGCUCCUCCUCGCCGAGAAGAGCCGUCGAUUCCUGCGGCGGUGCGCCCGGCUGACUACUACACCGGUCCUAAUUUGAACGAGCUGAUCAAUGAGCUCACCCAGAACGACCGCCCGGGGCCACCGCCCGCGCCGGCUCCGGCUAUCGAGGCAAUGCCGACUGUCUCCAUAACGGAGGCCCACCUGACCGACGGCUCGCAGUGCCCGGUCUGUAAGGAGGAGUUCAGCCUCGGCGAGGAAGCGAGGGAGAUGCCCUGCAAGCAUGUGUACCAUUCCGAAUGCAUCGUUCCAUGGCUCAGCAUGCACAAUUCGUGCCCGGUAUGCCGGUUUCAGCUGCCGGGUGCGGGGAACGGCGACGGGCAGGAGAACAGAGCUAGUGGCAGCUCGAACACAGGCAGUGGUCGGAGCCGCCGACAGGACCGAUGGAACCCCUUCUUCCAGCUGUGGCCCUUUCGAGAGUCUUUGCACACCGGGGACUACCAGUACCGGGGACUCGAGGAGCACGAAGACAUUUUUAGUAGCCCUGGUGCCUUCUAUUCAUGGUGGCGCUCUUUAUUUCUUCUCUAGCAGUUCUUCUAGUGGUGCAGUCAUUCUCAAAAGGCCAAAGGGAGGCCUGCUUAGUGGACAGUUAAGUCUUUCCCUUGAACCCUUUACUAGUGUUUGUCAUUCUGUGCAUUUGGCAUCUGAUACCUUAGCUUCUUAGCUACUCAAGCUCUAAUUGCACCUUGUAAUAAUGCCUCUUUAGAAUGUCCAUCUUCCUAUAGGUUAUAUUUUGCAUAUAUUUCCAGGUUAUGAUCUUGUUUGGAGAUGAAAAUUAAAGUUAUCAUGGAAAGCAUGUAAUUAGAGUGUGUUUAUUACUGAUAUAUGAGUUAGCAUACACAAAUUGUUAUCUGAUAGAAGAAUUCAAUGUGAGCUUAUUGCAAAUUUAGCUUUGCUCAAGUUCUACACUAGUUUAAUUACAUAAAUUUGUGCAUGAUAUAUUCCUUUCCAUGUUAAUCUGCAAAGAAGGCAAGCAAAUGAUGAAGGUAAUAUGGCUGUGCAGUCGUCAAACGAAGGCUGGGAAUGCUGAUCCCAGAUCAUCCAUUGAAGCUUCACGGAAGAAGAAAUAUUGAGUCGAUAUUUUUACGAAGAAAGAACACAGCUACACAUCUUUAUGUAAUCAUCUGCUAUGUACAAGGUUAAUUCAUCGACAUAAGACCUCAAAAAAUAGUGGUCAAGGUGUAUCUCUUUCAAUGACCUGAAUGGCUUAUAAUUGUGAUUAAACAUUAUAU